AUGGCAAGGACAAAACAGACAAGAUCCCGAGCUUCCAAGCAAGAGGCGCCAGCUCAAAAAAAACAGAAAGUUGCUAGUCAACUGCCCAAGGCCAGUCCAGCAAAAAAUGCCACUCCAAUAAAAGAAUCUAAAAAAAGUGGUUCUCCGGAGACCAGUGCAAAAGAGUAUGGCUAUGUCUCCAAGAAGCAAGCAAUUGCUGCGUUAGAAGAACUCAAGAAGUUUUUGGAACGUCAGUCUGAGGGUUCAAAGAACGAUAAGUCUCAGUUGUUCGAUGAGGAUAAUGACGAUGACGAUGACGAUGAGCUGAAGUCCUUAUAUGUGGAGGUCCAGAAGAAGAAGUUCUUCAACACAAGACCCGGUUUCAAGGCCAAGCUCAUUCCCCUUCCAAAGCCAUACAUGACUUCCAAAUCCGAUUUUAAGACAUGUUUUUUUGUAAGAGAUAGUUUCAUCAAGACAAACGAAUACCUCGAAAAGGUGGAGGAGGCCAAGAUUCCUACUUUGAGCAAGAUCAUCACCUUGAAUCAGCUUAAGACCAUUUAUCACCCAUUCGAAAAGCGUCGUGAAUUGUACAAGGAGUACGAUUUAUUCGUUGCUGACGAUGCAAUUUUAUCUUCUUUACCAAACGUCUUGGGUAAGACCAUGUACGACAACCAGAAGACCAAAUUCCCAGUCCAGAUAAGGCCAUACAUGUCAGAUCUGCCCAAGGAACUCUCUCUUGAGAAACUCAAAGCACAAAUCGAGAGAGUCAUGAACUCGGCCCCUUACUUACCCCCCAUGGGCACCACUGCAUAUUUCAAGAUUGGUGCUUUCAACAAGAACUUCACGGAGGAGGAGUUACUUGAGAACUUGCAUACCAUUUUAAAGGAGUUUGAUGAAAAGGAGUUGUUGACUGUUGGCGUCCAGACGCAGUGGUCUCCAGUAUUACCACUAUUCUACACGGAGAAGAUCUACGGUGAUGAGGACGUUCUUCAGGACACCCCAGAGGAGACCGAAAAGGAAAUCACCGAAGACGUAUUCGCCAAGGCGUUGUUUGAAUUGGCUGACGAGGAGACCGUCAACAAGGCUCUUAAAGAAAAUAGAAUGGGCAGCCUUGCAAGAAGCAAGGCUUGA
Candidozyma auris is the source of this 1110-nucleotide messenger RNA. It is a transcript of the gene CIC1, whose product is annotated as Cic1p. The transcript has a single exon. Bases 1 to 1110 code for a protein of 369 amino acids. The record is from RefSeq and is a predicted model, not a curated record. NCBI's taxonomy places the organism in Eukaryota, Fungi, Ascomycota, Pichiomycetes, Serinales, Metschnikowiaceae.